UAAUCCAAAAGUGCUGUCUUUUAAGGUAAACCCUGAUCCACGGCGAAACUUGGUUGACGCUCUGUCUGAGUCGACCUUAAAAUCUCCAGUGAGGUCCACUGUUGGAGCAAAUUACACAUCACGCCUGGUAACCAAAACAUCUGGAUAACAAAAGACUUGGAGGAGUUUAAAGCGAGGCAGCUGUGAGGGAGCUCUGCAGACGGACUGAAUCAUCCAACAUGAAUCCUGCUCUGGUGCUGCUGGCGUCCUCUCUGCUGGCCUCGGUGGCAGCUCAGUCUGAGGACCAUCACGACAUGGGCUGGGUCAACGGGUACCGCCAGAGCUUCAACUUCCAGUGUCCCCACGGAGAGGUGCUGGUGGCCGUCAGGAGCUACUAUAGCGAGGCCGACGGCAUGGACCGGCUGUGGUCGUUUGAGUGCCAGCCCACCCCCGAGGGCCUGGGGGAGCCCAGUGACUGCUGGUGGGACGACAUCAACCGUGGUGGCAUGGAGUGGACUUCCACAUGCACUCGUAACGGGCUGGUAGCCGGCGUUCAGAGCAAGUACUUUGAAUCCGUUCUGGACCGAGAGUGGCAGUUCUACUGCUGCUACUACAAACGCCGCUGUCCCUACUCCUGCAUGAAGACCUCGGACGUCCCUGAACACUACAGAGAAGAGGGAGAGAUGGUGAUCCCGAGUUAUGGCUUCUUCAUCCGCGGUGCCCAGUCCACCUUCAGUGGAGUGCUAAGGGAUCGGCAGUGGAAGUACAUCCUGUGCAGAAUGACAGACUUUGACUGCGAAUUUGAGAAUUUAUAGAACAUUCCUCUACUAUAUAUGAGCACAACCAUACUUACUCUUACAUUUAAAAAAACAAACAUAAUACUCUCAUUAUGCAUAACUGAUAUGAUUCACCGUUUCAUUCAUGGUUAACGUUAGAUAAAUGCAGCCUGUAUAAUCACUGUUUUUAAGUCUGGAAUGCUCACAUAAUUACUCACAUAUGAGUCAAAUGUCAAAGAAAACAAACAAACAGGCUGGUUUUGCACAAACAAACAAUUAUGUUGCACCAAAUCUGGAAACUCUGAUAUCAAUUGUGAUCCAGUAUUGCAUUUUAACCUAGAUUCAAACACAUUAAAAGCUAUUUUUCUACGUGGAUUGGACAACAUUAUCACGUUACUUGAAAGAAAGGUAACCGACACACUUAACCAAAUUGAGUUUGAGUUUCUUUAUAGGUUUUUUUUUAGAUGAAAUUAAAGCUUGUUUAUCAUGAAUAAUGUUAACUGACUGUUUAGCUAGCUUGUUAGCUAAUAGGUACUUUAGGCAUGCACACAUAUUCAUGCUCACUAGGCUAAGCAAACGUGCAUUGUGCAACAGAGUUUUGCUGAAUUUAAAUCUUGAUAUACACAUUUCUAACCUAGUUUUGUUAAACUGAUUAUAAUAAAUGUAAGUUUAUAAGAUGUGUGUUUGAGCAACGAGGCCUGUGUGUCUUGUGUGGGCUCCACAGAGACUUUUGGAAAGGCUUUCUUCAUUUGGUUGCUGCAGAAACUGGGAGUCAUUUGGCAGCAUGUGAAAGAGCUUUUCCAAACAACAAAGUUGAUAAUUUGAUGCUGUGGUCAUGGUGUUGGAAAACACUGAAUCAGGCUCCAGCAUCACUUAGUGGAGGUCACAUGACGGUGAAGGCCAAACUAAAUGGUUGGAAGUUGGAGCAUUUUCACGGCCAUAAAAACCCUCAGUGGGAUGCAGGGUGUGACUGAUUGAGAUAUUGUCUUGAAGGGAACAAUUGUGUUGCAAGAGAUAUAAGAGCUUUCAGAGUCUCUGGCAGCAUCAGGAAUUCUGCAAUGAAGAGUUUCCAAUCUGCUUUCAACUGACUUCACAUUUUAUAUACUGUGCUGUACUGGAACUCAUGUAACUAUACUGUGUGGAAACGGGAUUAAAAGCAUCCCCUCCUUUUGA
Molecule: messenger RNA, 1928 nt
Organism: Eleginops maclovinus (Patagonian blennie)
Lineage: Eukaryota; Metazoa; Chordata; Actinopteri; Perciformes; Eleginopidae
Gene: dpt
Product: dermatopontin
Exons: 4
Coding region: 219-794 (191 amino acids)
Biological process (GO): collagen fibril organization
Cellular component (GO): extracellular matrix
Source: RefSeq, a predicted model, not a curated record